Messenger RNA from Diaporthe amygdali, 1065 nucleotides. RefSeq lists its product as uncharacterized. The coding region runs from base 1 to 1065 and encodes 354 amino acids. The transcript has a single exon. Gene Ontology annotation, molecular function: oxidoreductase activity, acting on NAD(P)H. NCBI's taxonomy places the organism in Eukaryota, Fungi, Ascomycota, Sordariomycetes, Diaporthales, Diaporthaceae. The record is from RefSeq and is a predicted model, not a curated record.
AUGGCAAAGAUGCAAGCCCUCGUCACCCAGGAGAACCACCAGGUCGCCGUUCAGGAGAUCGACAUCCCAAAGCCGGCCGAGGGAGAGAUUCUUGUCAAGGUCUCCUACUGCGCCCAGAACCCUACUGACUGGAAGGCUGCAGCUGGCGCACCUCCAGGCCGAGUUGUGGGCUGCGACUUCGCCGGCACUGUCGCUGAUGCCAACGGUUCCUCGUGGCGAGAGGGCCAGCGCGUCGCAGGCUUCGUCCAAGGCACCUCCACCAAUGGGAUUCCACCAAAUCCAAUCCGUGGCGUCUUCGCUGAAUACUGUGUCAUCGAGAGCAGUCUCGUCUACACAAUCCCGGACGGUGUCACAGACCAGCAGGCAGCUGUCAUCCCGCUGGCCUUUGCGACCGCUGUGCAGGCCAUGAUCCAGCGCCUGCAGCUGCCUGAGCCAUCCAAGCCCGCGAAGACUGCCUUUCCCUUCCUUGUGAAUGGUGGCACCAGCUCCGUUGGAAAAUAUGCUAUCCAGCUCGGCAAACUUGCAGGCCUCUUCGUUGUGGCCACGGGCUCCAAGAAGAACCACGAGCUGCUCAAGUCACUGGGCGCCGACGCCGUCGUCGACUACAACGAGGCAGACUGGCCCGAGCAAGUGCGCAAAGUGACACACGAUGGUCUGGAGCACGCAUUUGACUGUAUUGCCGAGAAAGGCACACCUGAGGCCAUCGCCAAUGCCAUGUCUACUACUAAGGGUGGCCAUAUUGUCGGCCUUCUGCCGUCAAAGCUGGAGCACAACAAGGUCAGGUAUGAGAGCACCAUCGUUUAUACGGUGUUUGAGCGGCCUCUGUCUUACGGCGCAUUUGACAACUGUGGAGACGGGCCGACCCCUGGAGACAAGGCAGUCUGGGAGAAGUAUCUCAGCAUGCUGCCCGAUCUGCUCAGCAGCGGCAAGAUCAAGCCCAACCGGAUUCGUGAGAUGGGUGGCUUGAGUGAUAUUCCGACUGGUUUCAAGGAGCAGAAGGAGGGCAGAGUCAGCGCUGAGAAGCUUGUGUACAAAAUCGCACAGGCUGGGCACGCAGUACUGUAA